AUGGACGAGACAACGAACAUCUCCGAAGCCGAGCUAACUCGUCUGCUGCCUACGUGCCAACGUUGUCGCAGACUUCGACGCAAGUGCGACACCCAGCUGCCGGCGUGCCGGCUGUGUCAGAAGGGCAAAGCUGAGUGCACUUUCUUCGAUCAUGCCUUGCAGCAGAAUCUGCCUCGAAGCUAUGUCCACGAGCUUCUGAUUAGACUGAGUCGUUUACGAGCUGCUCAGUCUGCAAGCAACGGCGGCGAACCAGUCCAGAGUACUUUUAAGUAUCCUCCAAUACAACACAGCCGCAAUCUUUCCGCGGUCUCAAGCCUGACAGAGCCUCCAAUCUCGGCACCUGGCAAUGGCAAUGGCAAUGGCUGGGGUACAGAUACCAGUGACAUAUCCUUUGAUAAGCACUUCAUUCUACGCAAUGCCAAUCCGACUUGUUGGCAAUUCUUUGGGAGCAGCUCUGCCUACUCCUUAGCGAUCGAGGUCAUUGUCCAUGCUCAGGCUCGUUUGGGACAGAUAACAUUUCCUGGCAUCUAUUCACACGGCAAAUACUGGCUUGACACCCAUCGGCUCACUGAUAAUCUGGCCACGUCUCGAGGCAGACCAGCUCCUGACCAGGCUGAAAUUGACAGCCUCUUCCGGCUCUAUUCGGUAACUACGAACUCGAUGAUGAAUGUGCUCGAUCUAGACGAAGUUUAUGCCGACAUUCCGAUCUAUCUGCGCUACACGGGAUCGAACAAUCGAUACCUGUCGGGAUCUGAAGCAUAUCAGUUCUUCAGGAUCAGCAUGGUCUGCGCAAUCGCAGCUGCCAACAAGGGUAGACAUCAUCCUGAGUACAUACAAGAAUCUCUUGCGUACUAUUCCGAAGCGCUGGAAUGCGUGGAGGAGGUCACAUCCGAUGUGACUGUCGAAUCGCUUCAAGCUCUGAUGUUGCUUAUUUUCUUUGCAUUGUUCCACCCACGGAAAGGCGACAUCUGGAAGUUGCUCGAUUUCGCCUGCCGUUUGAGCGUCGAACUUAACUACCACUCCGAGCCCAACGACGAGUUCGAAAGCGAAAAAGCGAGGCGAAAGCGACGGGGCAUCUUCUGGGCAUUGUAUACCGUUGAGCGCACCAUUGGCCAGCAUUUCGGCCGGCCAGCAGACUUGACGGAAGAGAUCAUCACAGCCGAAUAUCCCGUCACAAUCCAUGAUGCCGCUGCCGCAAGUGCCGAUCCUGAAGCUCUGCAGUUCAUCCUCUCCUCGCACUACUAUCGGCUCACCUAUAUGCGUUCGGAGAUCUUCCGGGAACUUUAUCUUCCUGUCACAGCCCCCGAACUGCCGCGUGAGUGGUAUGAGCUACGCCUGUCCAACAUCUUAUCUUGGCGUCGCGAGCUCGAAUAUCUUGAUCAGAUUACCGGCGUGGGAGCAAUGACCUGCGAGAUGGGGUUCGAUAGCUCAAUCUGCUUUCUCUUUCAGCCGCUUGUGCUAAGAGCUCUAGCUACAACGAAAGAGGCCGUGAUUCCCGCAGAAUGUCUGGAUGUCAUCCCACGGGAAAGCUAUCACUCAGCCUGCCGCGUUAUCGACUUCUAUGACAAGCUGUUUCGUGGCUCCGAAGACAGCCCAGAGGGGCAAUACCCCAUCAGCAUUCUUUCGGCCCACUACAUACACCAGGCUGCAUUGACCAUCAUGGCGCAUUGCUUACUCGCCAUUGACGGCCGGCUGCCUGUGGUCAACUUCUCUUCCCACAUGAGCGGGGAUGCUCAGGGACCAGUCGACUUCCAUGGCGUUGUCGAUAUUGCGCAGAUGUCUCUCGAGUUGUUGGACCGCUUGGGAAAGAUGUUUGCUGGCAUGAUCGGCCUGUUCGACGUUUGCAAAACCCUGCACGACAAGGUACUACCAGCAAUGGAGCGCAGUGGGUUCAUCAAUAGAGAUCCUCUGCCAGGACCUAGUGUUUAUCCAUGA
Cyphellophora attinorum is the source of this 1935-nucleotide messenger RNA. Its product is annotated as Pyrimidine pathway regulatory protein 1. The record is from RefSeq and is a predicted model, not a curated record. NCBI's taxonomy places the organism in Eukaryota, Fungi, Ascomycota, Eurotiomycetes, Chaetothyriales, Cyphellophoraceae. The transcript has a single exon. Gene Ontology annotation, biological process: positive regulation of transcription by RNA polymerase II; DNA-templated transcription. The coding region runs from base 1 to 1935 and encodes 644 amino acids. Gene Ontology annotation, molecular function: zinc ion binding; sequence-specific DNA binding; DNA-binding transcription factor activity, RNA polymerase II-specific.